This is a messenger RNA of Durusdinium trenchii, 899 nucleotides long. The record is from the annotation of a GenBank genome assembly. Lineage: Eukaryota; Dinophyceae; Suessiales; Symbiodiniaceae.
GUUCCUUUGAGUCUUUUUCUUUGUCUUUUCUUUUGAGUUUUCUUUAUGAUUUAAACUUCGAGUUGCUUUGAGUAUUUUCUUUUUUCUUUCCUUUUGAGUUUUCUUUAAUACUUAACCAUUGAGUUCCAUUGAGUCUUCUUCUUUUUCUUUCCUUCGGGUUUGUUUAUAUUCUUAAAAGACAUUUUAGAGCUUAGCUUUUAGACCUUUGCCUUCUUCAUUUUCCAAUUGCAGAACAGGCUCAGCUUCGACCGUCGCUCCUUGGCCCCUUGGCUCCAGUGAUCAGAUGUGCCGAUGGCAUGUCGAGGAGGCUUCACUCUUUGGAUUGGCCUUUGAGCCAAGAGGAGAAGCGAGGUCGGCUGCUGCAGCUCUACGACAAGGACGUGCAAGCGGCAGAGCAGCUCCUGAGGUCAAACGAUGCGAAUUGGCAUCACCAGGAGUUGGCCAACUGUAGGCCGAUUGGAGGUGCGCCAGGUAGCUUUCCAGCUUCAAGCCCCAUAGCUGGCCAGGACAGCUUUCCAGCCCUUCCCUGGCAAUUCUGGUCCAAGGCCACUGAGACCGCCAUCUCUUUGGGGCUCUUUUUCUCUCGCCUCACUGACGAACUCCGCGACGACGCACCGCUGUCGCUGCGCCGACUCCGCGCGCGCUCCGAGAAGCCACGCCGCGUGUCCUUCGCGGAGUCGGACGAGCGGACGAAGAGCGGCGCGGCCGAUGGACACGGACUGCACAGCUGCAGUGACCGGCGCAGCCGGAGGUCAAUGCUGCGAGGCCGAUUGCAUGGUUUCAGCCACUCUGAGUCGGGGCCAGGGGAUCGAUGAUCCCGUGGUCGCCUCUUUAUGUAGAGCUUUACGGAAGCAGAUGCGCUUUCCGUUUCCUGCCAAUGAUACAGAUCCCAGCCAAAG